AUGUUCAUGGACCGACCCGCGGCAGAUGAAUCCAUUUUCUUGUCCGAAUUCCAAGAGCUUAAUGAUCACCAUUUUUGCCUGGACUUAACCCUUUCAUAUGUCUCCUCAAGCAGUUCACUUAAGCAUUCCUGUAGAGAGCGGAACUGUAGGUCGGUCUCUAUCGCCUUGUUCGGAACCUCCGAGAUUGUACAGCCGGAUCGUCUUCGCUUGUCUCGCUCUCUUCCCUCCUGCUUCUCAGGCCUCACGCUUGAAGGAGUCGAUUUCGGUCCUGGCGAUCACAGCGAUACGACCGCUGCAGGGGAUAUCUCUGCUGUUGAGGCUGAGUCUGCUUGUAGGCCGCCGCCUGGAUAUGUUCAACAAACUAAAACGCUCGAUCAAAUGGCGGUGGAAUUCCAAAAACCAAUCGACGAAAUCGAAUCGGCUACCGCCGGAUCUUCAGCCCCAGCAAAUUUGGAGAAUUUUUUGACUUUGCUCCUAGCAGUCCUUGAGAGACAGAGACUCCGCCGUGGACGACCUGAAAACAUUGACGAGCUCACUCCUAAACAGCUCGUCCAGGAGAAGGCUGACCUUCAAAAGAGCCUGCUUUACUUCGAAAAGGUUCACGGUCGUCCGUCGGAUUCAAACGAAAGACGGAUCAUGAAACCUCUAUACGAUCGCUAUCGCCAUGUGCGUCGCCUGGUCCGUUGCAUGCAAAGCUCGAAACGGACGAAGUCACUCAGCCUCUACCGAUCCGAAGACCACACUAUUCCCACUGUUCUUACCACUUCCGCGCACUCUUACACUCCAGAUGCCGGGCUUCCUAUUAAACGAGCCUCACCACCCCGUCCGCGUGCUCCAGAGGUCAUCCAACCGGAGGUUCGCGUCUGCGAUACCAUAAAGGUUGAGGUAGAGGCUGGUGAGAGCUCGACGCUGGAUGCCUGCGCAAGUGAAAGUACACUUAGAAACCUCUCCAAAACAGACUUCCCCGAGCUGCCAGUGGGUAUGAUUCUGGACGACACCUCGUCAUCGUUGUUAAGGUAA
This is a messenger RNA of Dibothriocephalus latus, 1020 nucleotides long. Lineage: Eukaryota; Metazoa; Platyhelminthes; Cestoda; Diphyllobothriidea; Diphyllobothriidae. The record is from the annotation of a GenBank genome assembly.